Messenger RNA from Lymnaea stagnalis (great pond snail), 8328 nucleotides. The record is from the annotation of a GenBank genome assembly. NCBI's taxonomy places the organism in Eukaryota, Metazoa, Mollusca, Gastropoda, Lymnaeidae.
CAAGCCGGUAACACAUUGUGCUGGGAACUAUCAAGCCGGUAACACACUGAGCUGGGAACUAUCAACAUGUCGGUAACACACUGAGCUGGGAACUAUCAACAAGCCGGUAACACGCUGAGCUGGGAACUAUCAACAAGCCUGUAACACACUGUGCUGGGAACUAUCAACAAGCCGGUAACACGCUGAGCUGGGAACUAUCAACAUGUCGGUAACACACUGAGCUGGGAACUAUCAACAUGUCGGUAACACACUGAGCUGGGAACUAUCAAGCCGGUAACACGCUGAGCUGGGAACUAUCAAGCCGGUAACACGCUGAGCUGGGCACUAUCAAGCCGGUAACACAUUGUGCUGGGAACUAUCAAGCCGGUAACACGCUGAGCUGGGAACUAUCAACAAGCCGGUAACACACUGAGCUGGGAACUAUCAAGCCGGGUUCACACUGAGCUGGGAACGAUCAUCAAACUCAAAUUGUUUGUUUUAGCAGGGUUCAGUGUUGUAAGUAAACUUAUUUUUACAAUUUAAUUGUCAUUAUAUAGGUUUACCAGACGUCCGUGUUUAGUACGGACAGUUUGUAUUUUCGACCCCCUUGUCCGUACUAAUUUUGCGUCCGCAUUUGUCCGUAAUUUCCUCUUGUCGUCCGGCUUGGCCGUACUUCAAGCAGCGACGACUUGCUUUUCUUAUCUCUAUUUGUCUUAUCCAAUUUCUCCGCAAAGGCAAGCGCAGUGAAUAGUAAAAAUAUAGCAUAUUUCUCCAAUGUUGUAAAAAUAUCACACAAUAUUGUGUAGGAAUUAAAGUCAUAAUGUUACCAUUUCUUUUCACAAAUGGUCUAAGCUAGAUAUCGCUUCAAUAGCACCGUACUAACUAGUAGCAGUAUUACAGUAAUAUUCCGUCCACCGUAGGCCUAGCUACGUUUGGUUAGUUCAGUGGUUCCUACAAUGUUUCGAUUCCCGGCGCUUAUACCAAAUUUAGGUUUUCACUAUUCUUUUGCUGGCCUCUCGGUAGUUUCGUAUACUAUUUUUCAGUUAUGUCCUAUUUUUAUUUGAUUCUGUUUUGACUCUUGUUUCUUGUUUGUUCGCUGCGGAGGAAAUGCUGCACCCGGGGCGAAACCGGAAAAUGGUGCCACAUAAUACAUAGAAAAAGUGGACCUGGGGCGGAUCAGUAAAAAAGACGAUUUUUGACCCCCCUCGUCUUUCUGGAGUAUAUGGGAUUUGAUAUUUUAAUUCACAUAAGAUCCUAUCUAAGAAAAAGAUUUUGGCGCCCACUGAGACUGCCCUCUUUGCCCCAUUUUCAUGGCUCUGCCGGAGGGCAACAUGGCACCCAGAGCGACGCAUAUUAUGGGGACCACUGGGCUGGUCCAACUGUAACCAGUAUAAACCUACGGCCUGCGACACAUUUUUUUUGUUAUUUCUGUGGCGUCAUAAUUAUCUAUUAAAUUAUUUUAUUUCUUUGGUGUUUAUAUGGGGACGAGAGCUAAGAGCUUCUUGUACAUAGGAAUUUAUUUUAUUUUGGUUGGGGGUGCCCAAAAAAAAGUCAAGAACCCCCCCCCCCCCCCCCAUGGUUCCGAUUCGAUUGCUGUGAGCCUAUAUAUAUAUAUAUAUAUAUAUAUAUAUAGAGAGAGAGAGAGAGAGAGAGAGAGAGAAAGAUGACCUACUUUAAUAGAAAGUUGUAUACCGGUAACAAGUAGUGCAUGUCAUGACAACUCUAUUUACAUUGACAUUAAUAGAGUGGAAUAGCUGAAGUCAGGGUGGUAAAAUGUUAAAGUCAGCCGUAAGUGAAAUCUGGGUAUGUAUAACUUGUAUAUUUUGUUAGGAAUUAUUUGUGGGAGUGAAAAUUAGCUCUUCUUGAAAUUCUCAGCCUCAGAUGUCUAAUAAUUAUUAUUCUACAGAUAAUUCCCUGCCUCAAACGUCUAAAUUGUUCCACAGACUUCCACACAGAAGACCACACCGAAGACCUGACCGUAACCAUGAUAUUGAAAGCGUUGUUAGUUGCUACUUUGGCCAUCUCUCUUUACUCCCUCCUGGACGUAGUAUGGAGAAUGGGCUUCCAUCUACACUAUCAUAAACAUUACCCUGGAAAAUGCAGGUAAACAUAGUUUUAUGUUAUAUAUGUAUCUAUGGCAUCCUUCCGUCUUCGCGAGACGAUGGGAUAGCUAUGUAGUCCUACAUUUCGACGAGUGGCUCACUAGGCCAAUCUUAGAAUGACAAUCACGGCCGCACCUCUCGCAGGAGAAUAUUGAUUCCUGGUAAGAUCUUGACUUCCGUAUUUUUCUUUUUGUUGCAAGGGCCUCGUUUCGCGUAUCUUCUGCCUUUUUUUUUACUCCUUCAUACAUUGUUGUUCGCCAGCUGGAACGUUGUUCGGCAAUGAGCUCCCAUUGCUUGUUUUCAACAUUGGCUUCCCUCAUGCUCCUUUUGCAAACGUCCAUAAAUCCCUUUUCUCCAACAAUAUUCAUCCUUUUUCUGGAGACCUUUUCUCACCCAUGUGUUCAUAGGUUUUCUGCCGUUCUUGUCAGUACGUCAGGGUCCGAUUUUCACUUGCAUACAUGGGCGCCAGCAGGGGGGGGCACUUGCCCCCCCCCCCCCCUGGUUUGAUUGGUAAAAAUUUUUUUUGCCAAAAANGUCCGUUCGUUCACCAUACAAAUACGCUACAUGAAACUAUAUUAAAACAUUACUAAAAAUUUUUUGCCCCCCCCUGGAAAGUUAAUCGAUUUUUUUUGCCCCCCCCCCCCCCAGAAAGUUUUCUGCGGACGCCCAUGCUUGCAUAUGCUACAACUGGUCUCAUUACAGUUUUAUAAAUAGUUUUCUCUGUUUUUUUUGUAAUGUUUUUACUUUUGAGUAUUUUCUGAAUCCUGAAGUUUUCCACUUUUCUGACUGACAUAAUUUAUUUCUGUUAGUAAUUUUUUUCUUCCAUUUAUUUAGGAUCCUAUAUAUUUGGAUUGAUUUACUUUUUCAAAAGUGUAGUUUCUAAUUCGAAUGGUUUCAUCUGUCUGUUCUUUGCUUAACAUACGUUUUUUGGUGGUUAAUUUCCAGUCAUACUUGUGGUGAUGCGUCUGCUAAUUCAAUAAAAGCUUUUGAUAUGUCAUUACUACUUUUCCCUAACAGUGCUAUGUCAUCAGCAUAUGCAAGAUACUGAAGACGUUGAUUGUUGAGAGUGUCCAUUGGUUGUAGGUCUUGGGUUUCCCUCAGAAAUUAUCCUGUUAUUGCUCCUCGGGUGUCAGUCAAUAUGUAUGUUUCUUAUAACGGAACUCUCUCUCUCUCUAAUGUUAUGUUAAAGAGAGCAUACACGACAGUGAGUCACCUUGUCUUAGGUCUCGUCUAAUCUGAAACGUCCAGAAUAUUCUCCCUGAACCUUGGUGUUGCUUUUUGAGUUGGUUUGUUUGGUACGGUAUGCCAAACUCCUGCAGAGUCUUAUAUUCAUAUAGAUAUGUUUUUUGAUGCUGUCACAGGCCAUUUUAUAUUCCCCAUAGAGUUGAUGUACCGGUACUGGGAUAUUGUAUUCGUAGCAUUUCUCUAAUAGGCGUCUGAUAGUGAAAUCUGAUCAGUCGUUGAUUUGUUUUGUCUGAAUCCACAUUGGUGGUCACCAAGUACGGUUGUACGCAGUCUUUUGGCAAUUAGUUUAUCAAUAUUUUGUAUGUAAAGUUUAAUAGAGAAAUUUUUUUGUAUUUGUAGUUUGUGCAUUGAAGUUUGGAACCUUUCAUAAGGUUGCUGACACACUAUGUAAAAAUGUAAGGUUGCAGACACAAGACUAAAGGUUUAAUAUGAAAGGUUUUACAAAAUAAUGUAAGGUUGCAGAUGAAAGAGUGCAGAAACAAUACAUAAGGUUGCUGUUGAAAAUAUGCAGACACAAGUCAUAAGGUUGUAGUUUUACAUUUGAAGAUGCAAGAAAGUAAGGCUGCAGGCACAAGGCGUAUAUGUAAUUUCAAAAUGAGGCUCUUCAAUUGAUACCAGUUAUACCACUGGGCAACUGCAUAGGCCACCUCCUUACACUUACAUGUUCAUUCUGUUAUACCUGUAAGGUAUGCAUCAACAUUUGCUUUCUAGAACAUCCAUUUUGCAUUACGGUAUAAAAAUAUUGUUUUGAUAUUUUUCAGUCAGGUGAAAGGAGUGGAAUUUGGAUCUGAGGAUCUUCAAGUGACCAGUGAUGGACUUGCUUUCAUCACAAGUGGCUUUUCGUUUCAAGUCAGCUCCCAAAAAUUCAAGGAGUUCCUCUCGGCCAAUGAUGUCAAAGGUCAGAUUGUUUUAUUUGACUUUAAUAAACCGGACUUGGAAGUGACCAAGCUAAAGAUCAGCCCCACUAAGCUUUUCAAUCCAGACACAUUUCGGCCCCAUGGCAUCAGUGUCCUUGAAGACAAGGUCAAUGGUCAACAUCUUGUUUACGUGAUCAAUCAUCCAGACCAAGAAGCCGACAGAGUCGAGAAGUUUCGUUACCUGCCGCACAAUCAAGAACUAUUUCAUCUCAAGAGUUUUUCUAGCGAAACCUUCCGUGGGACCAACGACCUGGCCGUCUUGGAAGAGGACAAAUUCUUCAUAAGCAACUAUUUCUACUACACCACUUCAAUUCUCACCACUUUAGAGAACUUGGGAAUUUUAAAGUUUGCAACUGUUGUUUAUUUCAAUGGAACAGAUUAUGUUGAAUCUUUGACCAAUCUUCAAGGUCCUAAUGGUGUCACUUUGUCAAGAGAUGGCAGGUAUUUAAAUUUUUUUUAACAAAGAAUUUUUUAACGGAACUUCUCGUUACACCAUUAACAUAAAUUAGUAGCUUAUUGAGUCUGAAUUUUUAAUUCAUUUGUUCUGUCUAAGGAGUAACAGCUGGCAUUCACCAGACACAAAUGGCGGAGAUUUUUCUGACAAUUUUAAAUUUUACAAUAUCAUCAGAUAUGUAUUUUUCUUUAAAUAAUAAAAAAUAAUUAAUUACGGUAAUCAUUUCCAAUUUAUUUUAAAUAUUUUAAUACUAAUCAGGGUAAACAAUAAAAAAAAAAUACAAGGCUAGAUAUCAGUCUAUACAUUCUUGUAUCUAAAGCUUUAAGUUUUAUGUUUAAUUAAAUAGAGUCAAAUAAUUAUCAAAUAUUUACUCCUUUUUACUAAAAUGAACACGAGUUAUAUUCUUUGUGGAUGUCCGCUUCAUAUUUUUAAAAUUAUCUACCAGUUUUCUUUUUCAUGAUUUUCUUUGCAAAUAUUGGGGAGCAUUUAAGUUUAAGUGAUAGGCAACAGAUAUACCAACAAGAUUUUACUACAUUUAGCAAUCUGCAACUACCGGUACUGUUCAACAGUGGCCUCCUUAUUUCUGUUAAAGCGUUUAUGAAAGGAAUUGACUGUUUAAUGAACUAUUUUAUUGACUAUCUAAUGAACUAUUUUAUUGACUAUUUAAUGAACUAUUUUCGCAUCAUUGUUUCAUAAAAGAUAUUUCCUUUAAUUUCCCCAAAAGCACUGGACAUCCUAUCAUUUACUUACAAAAUGUCAUCACCUUUGUUCCCUUAGAUAUCUUUAUGUGAAUUUUCCAUUGCGUGGAUACAUGCAAGUCUAUGAGCGUACAAGAGAUAACCAACUUGACCUGGUCCAGACAGUGCCCUUGUUUAGUGCCCCAGAUAAUUCUCACCUGUCCACUUCUGGAAAUGGCUUGUUCAUUGGCAUUCACCCGAUUACUUAUCAAAUUAUACAACACCUUGAUGACCCAUUAAGUCGAGCUCCAUCAUCGGUAAAGUGGUAUUAACUAUAUAUUAUUAUAUUCAUUAAAAAGUAAUCACAAGUUAAAAUAAAAAACAGUAAAUAACUUGGAUACGUAGUAUUUUAAACAUUGAUUGGAUGCAACAGUUCUUUCAGUUACAGGCCUUAAUGAAGAACUAUUCAGACUUAUUUAUCCUUGACAAACACUCGAGUUUUAAAAGUUUCUAACUAAAUGGCCUAACAUAAUAUAACAUCUGUAUCUAUCUAUUCCUUCUGAAGAACUCUAUUCAGUGACUUUUGUUUAAAUAAUAAUUAUCCAACACUCAACUCCUAUCAAUACAACACUGCUUAAUUCUUGUUCUACAGGUUCUCUACGUCCCAAUAGUAUAAUCAAAUGGUUUAACUUAACUGGUGUUCCUCAGGUUCUUUAUGUCCCACUAGCAGAUGGUAAAGCGGUGUUGGAUGACAUAACACAACUGUUCUAUGAUCAUGGUGACCUCAUCACUGGCUCUACUAUUGCAGCUGUCUACAACAACAAACUCAUUAUAGGAUCCAUCAUUGACAAGUUGGUGGUAUGCCAGCUGGGAGAUACAACACUAUUUGACUAAGUGAAGUUAGUCUUUGAAAAAUUAGAUUUAAAAAAUGCUUUUUGUUUUUUUUAUUUGUAAACAGCAACAUACUGAGUAAGAGAGUAUUGUACUUUUUAACGUCAUAAUUAAGACUGACUAUUGGUUUAUGGUUUGUUUGUAAAGGAAAACAUUCAAGGAAAUAUGUGGUUAAAGCAUCAACAUUUUGUUUGGAAAUAUCCAUCAAGGCCAAUGGGUGGCUGUGUUAUGAAUAAUUACAUAGGCUGUAACACACUUAACACCAAUUUUUAAAAUUAAAAUUAAUUUGGAGCGACGAGAAAAACAGAGCAUUUUAAUUUUUAAAAAAUAAAUUAAUAACUUUUCGAUAUCAAAAGUUACGUGCUAGUAUAGGGGUUGGCAACUAUUAGUGAAGGGCCCUUUUAUGAAAUUAAAUCUGCUGCUAAGAAAAUAUUUAGGGUCCUCCCUGCUCUCUGCACAAGACACGAUUGGAAAAUCUUGCUUUAUGCAUAUGACACAUGGAGUAAUAUUUUACUUGUGUAAGUGGACUAAUAUUUUACUUUAAAUAUUUAAAAACUACAUUAAAGAAAUACAAUAAUAAAAAAAAUUAUUAGCUCAUUUAUCAGUAUUUUUAUAGUUCAGAGUAAGAAAAUAUACAUGCUUAAUAAUAAGAGCUGAAUUUAUUCUUUCACAUAAUCAUUCUGAAUUUGCUGCUAUGGUAGUAUUCUAUGUUAACUGCUGUGCUAGCAUUAUGGGUUUACUGCUGUGCCAGUAUUAUGUGUUUAUGUACUGCUAUGCUAGUAUUAUAUAUGUUUGCUGCUAUGUUAGUUUUAUAUAUGUUUUCAACUGCUACAAUUUUAAGACAAAUUUAGCAGAGUUGACAAGACAAAUUGUUUAUUAUAUAUUUUAUGUGUACCAAGUCUUCAUCUCUUUAUGUACAUUUGACAGUUUGAUUUCUCAUCACUUUUACUUCAAGUGUGUGAAUUAGUAAUUUGUUAAAGCAUCAUUGAUGUGGUCUCACGGUGUUGCUGUUAAGACAUCAAUGAUGUGGUCUCACGGUGUCGCUGUUAAGACAUCAAUGAUGUGGUCUCACUGUAUUGCUGUUAAGACAUCAAUGAUGUGGUCUCAUGACAUGGUAAUCAUGUUGACAGAUUUCUCAGAGUUCAACAAAUGACCUGCCUGCUGCUUGCCUGUGAUCUCUAUCAACUUUUGGGCAUCAUAUCUGUAAUGCAAAUACCAUUUUUAUUGUUCAAAACAUCCUAAAACUAUAACAUCAAAAUAUCCAGACUAUCCAUGUUAACAAUCUUAGCCGGACGUUUUUAAAAAAAAAAAAAAAAAAAAGGCAAAUAAAUAUCUGUUUAAGUGCUUUACACAGAUAUUUUUUUACACAGGUAUAAUUUUUGUACAGUUAUAAUUUUGUACACAUAACUUUUGUACACAGAUAUAAGGUUUAUAUAUUUUAUGAACCACUAUUUUAUGAGUGGAAUAGGGUACAAGUUUUAUAAGAAAGAUACGUGCUCAAGUGUUUAUCAGAUGCUCAAGCGAAUAUAUGACAGGCUUAAAACUUAAAGAGAGAAUAUCCCUAACCAGGAUAAAAUGUUUAUAAGACAGAUAAGUGACCAAGACAGUAGAUAUCUUAAACCAGGAUUUAUGGAAUCAUUUUAAAUAUUCAUAAGUUAGAUGAGACAUCCAAAAGCGUAUGUUUACCAAACAUUCAUGACACCAAUACAAUAAUACAAUAAUUUACUUGGUAAACAAAGCUGUGGUUGUACAGGCUUGACGUGAAGUCUCCAUCAGGUUGACAAGUUCAGGGUAAAAAUGAGGGUACUGGGGCAGGUCAAACCAGAGGAUGUGAUGGAUGGCUCGCAGUUUAAACCUGGGAGAUUUACACAAGAUAUCAAACCAGAUAAUAUCCAUUAUGAUUGUUUUUAAUUCUUACAACAAGCACAGAAUAAUUUAAUGACCUGGUAAGAAAGUCUAAAAACAUGGAAAAUGAAGACAAGACUCUCACUCAUCACCCUUACCUGUAGAAAAAAUGCAACCUCUCAGUGUAUAACAUAAAGUGGGGAUGUCUUUUUCUGAAG